AUGAUUUUAUUUAAAUCUAUUCUAUGGUUAUUUUUAAUAUGUUGUUCAUCAACAAACAUUUUUGGUCAAAUCAUAACCAAUUAUAUAGCUUAUCAAACAAGGUUUACAUAUGUUACAACAUGUCCAAGAGAUCAAUAUUAUGAUAUUGCAUUAUUACAAUGUUCACGUUGUCCAACAGAUUCUGUACAGAAACUUAGUGACAAAACACAAUGUGAAUGUAUAAAUGAUACAUAUUAUUAUGAUGUUAAUCAAGGUGGUGGUUCAUUGAUAUGUACGGCAUGUACUGCAGGAUAUGUACGAUCAACUGAUGGAUUUGGAUGCAUUUUGCAUACUACUACUUGUAAUGUGACAAAUUCAAGUGUUAUUAUUUCGGAAUCGAAUCUUAAUGGUACUUUAUAUUCGUCCAGUUCAUCAUCAGCUCAACCAAGAAUCGGUAGUGAUACAUGUACACAAUGUGUAGAUGGUACAUGGUCUGAUCCAGAUAGUCAACGAUGUAGUCCAUGUGCUAAUGUCACUCCGCAUACUGAUCAGCCACCUCAAACAAUUAGUUGUUGUUUGACGGCUAGUAGUGAUUUGAAAGAUGGUAUGUGUUUAACUUAUGUAAUUGGUGCAUUGGGUCUUGGUUUAUCACCUAAUUAUUUCAAUAGAUUUAAUAGUCCAACAAUAUCUUUAUUUUUUCAACAACAUAUUGAUGCAUCUGUAUAUCUUUGUCGAAUGAAUUUAAGUCCAACAACAGUUCAAUCAUCUAAUCGAACUCUUUUAUCGAAUGGAACAGCAUGUCAAGUAUUAGCUAAUAUUGUUGCAAUGCAAUUUUAUUAUCCAGUAACUAAUUAUGCUUAUGAUCUAUAUCAAAGAUAUAUAUGGGAACCGACAUCUCCACAAAUAUGGACAUCUUCAUCGAUUCGACCAUCAAUACCAUUUCUUGCUUAUCCAUCAACAUAUUAUGAAGAAAUAAAUAAUUCAUCUUAUGAUUGGAUACCAUCAACACAGAAUCAAAAUAAUACAUUAAACAUAAAAUUAGCAAAAUAUUCUGUUACAGGAACAUAUUUAGGUUUAUUCAAUGCUUUUGAUGCAUAUAUACAAUUAUGUGGUGGUGCUUAUACACAAGGUGGACCUGCUUUUACAUUUGGAACACAAUAUAAAAAAACAUGUUUUAUUCGUGCUGAUGCAUUGUGGAAUUCGACAUUAUACGAAACUGCUUUCUUUGAUCCAUAUAUUGUAUUUACUAAAUCUAAUAUCGAUUAUAUGUUACCAACUCCUGUUGUUAUAAAAAAUUAUAAAACAGAUCGUGACACGACUCCUAAUCAAAAUAAUGAUGAAUCUAAAUGGAUUUAUCAUCGUCGUUUUUUUCUACUUGAUAGAAUUUCUGGUGUUACAGUUACUAAUGAAUUAAGAAAUAUUCAUUAUGCAAAAUCUAUAAAAAUUUUAAAUAUAUUAUCAAAUGGAGGUGCAUAUAUGCAACCACCAGUAAUUGUUAUAGAAUAUGAUGAAUUAACUUUAUCCGAUAUAGGCAAAGGAAGUCUUGUAGAGAUUACAUUUGAAACUGAAUAUCGAAUGAAUCUUGAUUCACAUAUUCGUGAUGUUUGGAUAGCAAUUGGUGUUUUAUGUGGUUUGGGUAUAAUACUUGCAUUGAUUCAAACAUGUAUUUGGCAUUCAAGAGCUGGAAAACAAAUUAUUGAUUUAGGAACAAUUGGUAAAUUUUUACUUUAUAUUAUUCAUAUUGUGGGAACAAUUUUUUUCAUUGUUAUGGUGGGUGUAUCACUUUGGUGGUUAAUAUUUUUUAAAAGACCAGGUUCCGCUUUUCUUGUUAUACCAACGAGUAUUCAACAAACUUCAUUUACAGUACUUGUUGUUGUUACAUUUAUACUUAAAUCAUUAGAUAUUCUUCAUAUAAUUAUUCGUCAAUCGAAUAUUGAUAUAUUUUUUAUGGAUUGGGAAAAGCCGAAAUCAAAUGAUAUAACUGAUGUUUCAGUUUGGCGAACAUAUUUUGUAGCAAAUGAGUAUAGUGAACUUCAAACAUUUCGACGUGUUAAUAGCACAUUUCAUAUAAUAGCUGUUUUAUUUUUUUUGAAAGUGAUUAACUUAGAAAAUGUAGCUACAGCUCAACCAGGAACAAAUCUUUUUCCAUCUUCAUCUAAUUAUAAUGCAGAUUAUAAUGGUAUUUUACGUGUUGGUAUUGCUUUUUCUAUGUGGCUUGCUACUGCACUUGUUCAAUAUUUGGUUUAUGUAAUUUUUUAUCAACGUUUUGUUGAAGAUCGUAUAAUUAAUUUUAUUGAUUUAUGUUCAGUAUCAAAUAUAAGUGUAUUUAUACUUAUGGAUAAUCAAUAUGGAUAUUAUAUACAUGGUCGAUCACCACAUGGAAUAACGGAUGUUGAUAUGAAAGAGAUGAUGAUUAAUUUAGAACGUGAAUCACAAGAAAAUACUGGUAGAAGAGGUUUAGAAACAAAUUCUGAUGAUCAAAUAUUUAUUAUUAAAGUUGAUCGACCAGUUCGAUCUCAAUAUGAUCUUCUACUUCGAAGUUAUCAACAUCGAAUUCUUACACGUGUAAAUAAAAAAAUUGAAGAACGUGAAUCUGAAAUUUUAUUAGUAUCAUAUCGAGGUUUAAAUGAAUUUUUAUGUGCAUUUAUUAAUCGUUCAUUACCAACAUAUCCGUAUACCAUACGUCGUCGUAAUUUAUUUGAAAAUCUUCUAAAUUGUGAGUUUCGUACUGCUAAUACAUCUGAAUUAUUAGAUCAUACAGAAAGUUUAUUCUUGAUUGAUCAUGAUAGAAAUUUUUCUAAAACAAUUUUUGCUGGUUAUGAAAAUUCAUUAUUUAUUUGGAAUACAGCAACAUUUCUUUUUGUUGAUUAUUUUGCAUCGAAUUAUGUUUUAGCUGCUAUUAUUACUUAUUUACUCAAUUUAAUUGCUGUUCAAAUACGUCAAUCAUUAGGUCAACAAAAUUUAGCGAAAAAAACAUUAAUUCCAAAGAGUUUUCUCAUUUAA
This is a messenger RNA of Rotaria sp. Silwood1, 2982 nucleotides long. Lineage: Eukaryota; Metazoa; Rotifera; Eurotatoria; Philodinida; Philodinidae. The record is from the annotation of a GenBank genome assembly.